Dama dama (fallow deer) is the source of this 4946-nucleotide messenger RNA. RefSeq names its product HECT and RLD domain containing E3 ubiquitin protein ligase 5 (gene HERC5). Bases 207 to 3293 code for a protein of 1028 amino acids. Gene Ontology annotation, molecular function: ISG15 transferase activity; ubiquitin protein ligase activity. Lineage: Eukaryota; Metazoa; Chordata; Mammalia; Artiodactyla; Cervidae. Gene Ontology annotation, biological process: ISG15-protein conjugation; ubiquitin-dependent protein catabolic process; protein ubiquitination. The transcript is spliced from 23 exons. The record is from RefSeq and is a predicted model, not a curated record.
GCGUCUGGGCAGGGGCGGGGUAGGGAGGCUGCGGUUCUUAGACGUCGAGGUGCGUUCCCCUCGCUGCGGCGCCGCACCACGACGCCCGGGGGCAGUGCGCGCGUUCAGGCCUCGGCCGUCUCUGUCUCUCUUUUCCUCGCCUCAGUUCGGUCUCCUUCGAAGGUUCGGACAGCUGAGACGCGGCUGAGGAGCUCGGGAAAGUGGUGAUGGAGGGGAAGCCACGGAGGAGGUCGCGGGGCGGCGCACGCCCGGUGACCGGGCGAGUCCCCGCGUCCCGGCCCUCCGCGACACUGCCCGCGGAGUCUUGGGGAGCGAAGUUCUGGCUCUUCCCCAGCGCCCCCGGGCUCCGCAGCGCGCUAUCCCGGAGGCCCGAGGCGACACGCCAGAUGUGCUGCACGCGCCGGCGCCUGGCGGUGCUGGAGCGCGGCGGGACGGGCGUCGAGGUCCACCAGCUGCCGGCGGAGAGCGACGGCGCCAGGAAGCCGAAGUGCAUUAAGUUAGGGAAAAAAAUGAAGAUACAUUCCAUGGACCAAGGAGAAGAGCACAUGCUGGUUCUAUCCUCAGAUGGAAAACCAUUUGAGUACAAGUAUAGCGUAGAACAUGCAAGGUUUCAGUGCAUUUUACAAGAAAAAACUAUAAUUCAGAUCACAUGUGGAGAUUAUCAUUCUCUUGCACUCUCAAAAGGUGGUGAGCUUUUUGCUUGGGGACAGAACUUAGAUGGCCAGCUUGGAGUUGGAAGAAUAUUUGCCUCAACUUCCACACCAGAGAUUGUGGAGAACCUCUCAGGAGUCCCCUUGGUUCAGAUUUCUGCAGGAGAAGCCCACAGCAUGGCCUUAUCCAUGUCCGGAAAUGUUUACUCUUGGGGAAGAAAUGAUUGUGGACAGCUGGGCCUGGGCCACACCUACAAUAAAGAUUCUCCUUCCUGUAUUGAAGCACUGGAUGAUCAGAAGGUUGAAUUUCUUGCUUGUGGUGGCUCUCACACUGCCUUGCUCACAAAGAGUGGACUGGUGUUUACUUUUGGUGAUGGAAAGUACGGGCAACUCGGUCACAAUUCAACACAGAAUGAGUUAAGACCCUGUUUGGUAACUGAGCUUGUUGGAAAUAGAGUGACCCAGAUAGCAUGUGGAAGGCAGCACACACUUGCCUAUGUUUCUGAUAUGGGAAAGGUCUUUUCUUUUGGUUCUGGAAAAGAAGGACAACUGGGAAACGGCGGAACGUGUAAUCAGCUGGCACCACGUCCCAUGAAAUUGCCAUCAGGUGAAGAACGCAAAUCUGAAAGCAGCACCUCAGUAAAGGAGUUAAUAAUGGUUGCUGGAGGGAAUCAAAGCAUUUUGAUUUGGAUGGAAAAAGAGAAUUCCUAUGUGAAUCUGAGGAGGAAAAUUCCUACCUUGAAUGAAGGCACUGUAAAGAGAUGGAUUGCUGAUGUGGGGACUAAGCAGUGGCAAAAUACAAAAAGGGAAAUAAGAGAGAUAUUUUCAUCUCCUGCGUGUCUGACUGGAAGUUUUUUAAGGGAAAGAACAGAUGGAGAAAUGAUAUCUAUUCAUUUGGACUUAAAUACAGCAAGGAACACCUUUAAGGAAUUAACCCAAAAGGACUGGAUUACUAAAACGAUAACGUCAUGUCUCAGGGAUAAUCUGCUCAAAAAUCUUCCAUUUCAUUCUCCACACCAAGAAGCGUUAGAAGUUUUCUUCCUUCUCCCAGAAUGUCCUGUGAUGCAUGAUAGUAGCAACUGGGAGAGCCUGGUGGUUCCAUUUGCAGAGGCUGUUUGUAAAAUGAAUGACCAGAUGUCAGGGGUUCUGGAGGAAUAUUGGGCAUCUCUGAAAGAAUCUGCUUUCAUCAAUCUGGUCCAGAUGUUUAAAAGAGCCAUUGUUGCUCAACUGCAUUCUUGGACUGAAAGUUCUGAGAAUAACUGUCACAUUAAAGCUCUCCUAGAAAUGUUGAAAAAGCUGUAUAGGGUAAACAAGACUAAAUGUCAACUACCUGAAAAUAUCUUUGAAAUAAAUGAACUCGCACAGCGGCUUGAUUUUUAUGUAGAUGCAUAUAGAAGGUCCUCCUGGAAAGUGAACUCAGACAUUUCAGUAGACGUCCAGUAUCCUGUCAUAUUCAGUCGUUUUCCAUUUAUCUUUAAUAUUCUGUCAAAAAUAAAACUACUGUAUGCAGACUCACUUUUAAAAAUACAGGAGAAGAAAUUUCGAGCUUGUAUGAGGUUGGCUGGCAUUGUGGACCAAGAAGGGUCUGCCUUAUCUUUACUGCCCACCUUUAAUCUGAUAGUCAGAAGGAGUCACUUGAUUGAGGAUGUUUUUGAUCAGCUAAAUCAAUUUGAAAAUGAAGAUCUGAGGAGGGAGUUGAUGGUUUCAUUUAGUGGAGAAAUUGGAUAUGAUUUUGGAGGAGUCAGGGCAGAGUUUUUCUACUGUCUCUUUCAAGAAAUGACCCGGCCAGAAUAUGGAAUGUUCACAUAUCCUGAAGAGGCUUCCUACAUGUGGUUUCCUGUCAGGCCUAAAUUUGAAAAGAAGAGUUAUUUCUUCUUUGGGCUUCUGUGUGGACUUUCUCUAUUCAAUUGUAAUGUUGCCGACAUCCCUUUUCCACUGGCUUUGUUUAAGAAACUUUUGGACCAAACACCAUCACUAGAAGACUUGAAAGAACUCAGUCCUGUUUUGGGAAAGAAUUUGCAGACACUUCUGGAUGAUGACGGCGAUGACUUAGAAGAAGUAUUUCACAUCCAUUUUAAUGUGCAUUGGGAUGAAAAUGAUGUAGACUUAAUUCCUGAUGGAAGUCAGAUAGUUGUUGACCAGGCUAACAAGAGAGACUAUGUUUCUAAGUAUGUCAAUUACAUCUUCAACAUCUCUGUAAAGGCAGUUUAUGAGGAGUUCCAAAGAGGAUUUUACAAAGUGUGUGACAAGGAGAUUAUUGAAUUUUUCCAUCCCGAAGAACUCAAGGACGUGAUUAUCGGAAAUACAGAUUACGACUGGGAAACAUUUGAAAAGAAUGCACAUUAUGAACAUGGAUACGACAGUUCACAUCCCACCAUAGUGAUGUUUUGGAAAGCUUUACACAAAUUGACUUUGGAGGAAAAGAAAAAGUUCCUUGUAUUUCUUACAGGAACUGACAGAAUUCAAAUAAAAGGUUUAAAGAACAUGAAAAUAACAUUUUGCUGUCCUGAAAAUUUGAAUGAAAAAGAUCCCAUACGAGCACAGACAUGUUUUAGCGUCCUCUACCUCCCUAAAUAUUCUACAAUGGAAAGAGUAGAAGAAGCACUCCAGACAGCCAUCAACAACAACAGAGGGUUUGGCUGAGCUACCUACCUCACACUCUUCACCCCUUUUGGGAAAUGUUUUCAAAAAUAAAAUUAACUUAAAAAUUAACAUAAAAAUCUUGCUGACUGUUCACUGUGUUUACCUGCUUUUUUAGAAUUCCUAUUUUUGCUUGUAAAAUGUAUUGGCAAUGAUAUAGAUUAGGCUGUUAAAACAAGUGCAUUGAGAAACACAGUACAUUGAGACAGAAGGGUUUUUUCUCAUAAAUGUCUGGGUAGUUUGUCCAGGGCUUAAGUGGUUCUUAUCCCUGUCAAACUGCUCUAGUUACCUAGAUGACUUUCUUGUUGCAAAUUUCAAUGGAAACUUGCACAUUUCUAUCUUAAAUAUAUGUAUUGCAUUUGAAACUAUUGACUCCUUUCUCCUCAAAACUCUUAAUGAACUGCUAGGCUUUCUUUUUCGUGGCUGCUUUCCCAUUUCUUUUGCAUGCUUCUCUUAUACUUCUUGACCUUAAGUGCUCAUCUAGUCAUCUUUUCUCACUCUACACAUAUUCCUUCUUAUUGCUGUGGCAUCAGUUAUUUCCAUGCUGAUGAUACCCAGAUCUCUCUCUGUCCGACAGGAACUGACAAUACAGCACCACAGCCAUUUUUCCUACGUAGCCUGUGUCUACCUGCAUACUUCUCAGCUCCUUCAGCUCAACAUUUAAGAAUAUGAUCAUUUUUCCUGUAUUCUGCAGCUUAAAAUGGUACCACUAACACCUCCUUCAACCAUCUUUCCUUCCUCCAAUUCAUCCCCACAUUUAAAAAAAUCAGGUUUUGACAAUUCUUGUUCAUCUUCCUCUAUGCCCACUGCCAGUGCUUUAGUUUAGGCUCUUAUCAUCUCCUGUCCCAUCACUGCAGUCCUCUCUCAGCUGACCUCUUUGUAUCUAGACCAACACUGUAAGGCUGGAAACCUAGGUGGGCUUCCCAGGUGGUGCUAGUGGUAAAGACGCUGCCUGCCAAUGCAGAAAACUAAGGAGAGACGGGUUUGAUCCCUGGGUCGGGAAGAUGGCCCUGGAAGAGGGCAUGGCAACCCACUCCAGUAUCUUGCCUGGAGAAUCCUAUGGAUGGAAGAGCCUGGCAGGCUACAGUUCAUAGGGUCGCAAAGAGACACAGCUGUAGCCACUUAGCACACACGCAGAAACCUAAGUAGAUCUGUACUGUUGAAGAAGAUGGACUCCCUGCUGUAGAUGAGGUUUAGUUGUUGAAUGUUGAAGAGAGAAAACUUUCAUUGGUAGUAAUGGGAGAAACAGUGUUGAGCUAUGCUGUCCAGUAAUUUGUAGCUACUUAACUGAGAUUUAAAAUUCAAUUCCUUAGUCAUACUAGCCACAUUUCCAGUGCUCAGUGUCUACAUGUGACUGGUGGCUACAGUAUUAGUGCAAAUGUGAGCACUUGCCACAUUAGGGGUCCAUAACACACAAAACCCCUGAAAAUUUGCAUGACCUUUUUUUUUUCUUUUUCUAGGAAGUGUUUAUCAGCUGCAUAUAGCAAAACAACUUUAAAAUCAAGCAAUAAUGUCCAAUUUUAUUAACACGGUUAUUCUAGUUUGAAAAUCCAACCUGAUGUGCCUCGGUCUCCCACCACGGCCUUGCAUAUAUAGUGUACCAUGUUCUAGUCAUUUGUGACGAGCUCAGUUUCCUCAACAUGGUUUUUCUUCCAC